Messenger RNA from Magnolia sinica, 2219 nucleotides. RefSeq names its product protein ANTAGONIST OF LIKE HETEROCHROMATIN PROTEIN 1-like. The transcript has 2 exons. Bases 315 to 1739 code for a protein of 474 amino acids. The record is from RefSeq and is a predicted model, not a curated record. NCBI's taxonomy places the organism in Eukaryota, Viridiplantae, Streptophyta, Magnoliopsida, Magnoliales, Magnoliaceae.
GUUUGACAAAUAAUUUAGCUGGUGUGCAAUUGUUGAACUGGUUGGAUGUCAUACACAUUGCCACCUGUGCAUUACAAAUCCGAAUUCUCGACUUAGUAAAAGAAAAAAAGAAAAAAAUAAUAAUGUAAUAAUUUUGACGGUAGAUAUUCCUCCCAGUGGAGAGCAAGCGGCUGUGUAUAUCGAAUAUCAAAUCCACACGAAGCAAGAAGGAAAGGGUGGAGGUGGAGGUGGAGGAUUGGCAAAACUGAAAAAAAAAAAAAAAAAAAAACAGAUAAAAAAGAAAAAAGAAAAAAAAAGGAAAAAGAAAACAAAGAAUGGGGAAGAUGAGGUCGAGGGAAGAGUUAGCAGCGAUAGUUUCCUCCGUAACGUCGGAGGUGAUUCUUGUUUUAAUUCUCUUCCUCUUCUCUUUCUCCAACUCCCCUUCUUCUUCUUCUUCUUCUUCUUCUUCAAUUACUAGCUCUUUUCAUCUCCUUCUCAAUCUUCUCCUUCUCUUCAACCCCUCUGAGAUUGCCGCUUCCAUCUCUCUUCUCUCCCACCACCAUCCUGCUUCCCUUCCCCCUCCCACUUCCACUCCCACUCCCACUCCCACUCCCACUCCCACUCCCUCUCCCUCUAGAAAGCGGAAAAGGUCAUUGCAUCUCCACCACGCCCAUUGCGAACAACAGCAACCUUCCAUCCCAAACAGCCCCAAUGCCCUUUUGUCCUUACCACUCUCAGAUUCCAAUUCCUUCAACUCGUCUUUCCGCAUGACCCCCUCCACCUUCAAAUGGCUCUCCAGUCUCCUCGAACCUCUCCUCGAAUGCCGUGAUCCCAUCGGUUCCUCCCUCAACCUCUCCCCUGACAUCCGCCUCGCCAUUGGCCUCUUCCGCCUUGCCACUGGCUCCCCCUACUCUGACAUCUCCCGUCUUUUCCAUGUUUCCCCCUCCACCUCCAGGUUCUGCACCAAGCAUCUCUGUCGAGUCCUCUGCACCAACUUUAGGUUCUGGGUCUCUUUCCCCAACCCUUCUGACCUCCAAUCUGUCUCUUCCGCUUUCCAAGUCCUCACUGGUUUCCCCAAUUGCUGUGGCAUCUUAGACUGCGCCCGCUUUGACGUCCUCAGGGAUGAUAAUCUCAAAGUAAGUAUAGCUGCCCAGAUCGUCGUUGACUCUCAAUCAAGGAUUCUAAGCAUCAUGACUGGUUCCCGUGGUGACAAGGGGGAUUUCACUCUUCUUAAAUCUUCGUCUCUGUACGAGGACAUCCAAGCAGGGCAUAUCUUGAACUCACCACCUGUUUACCUGAAUGGGGUUGCCAUUCCUCAAUACCUAAUUGGGGCUGGAGGAGGCUAUCCCUUACUCCCUUGGCUGAUGGUUCCAUUUACCAGCCCUGCACAUGCCUCUUCUGAAGACCAUUUCAAUGCCACCCAUCAGUCCAUGCGUCGGCCUGCCCUCAGAACCCUUGCAAGUUUGAGGGGUUGGGGCAUCUUGAGGUGUCCUAUACAAGAGGAGAUCAAUGUUGCUGUUGCGUGUAUUGGCGCAUGCUCAAUCCUCCACAAUGUUUUGCUCAUGAGGGAAGAUUAUUCAGCCCUCUCUGAUGGAAUGGAUGAUUACUCGUUGCGCCAUCAGAGCUCGCAGUAUUAUCAUGACUCUGGCUUGGAGGAGUGUUUGAUUGAGAAGAAGGCUUACACCAUACGAAGUGCAUUGGCUGUGAGAGCAAGAGAGCUUCACAGGGAUUCAAAUGUGAAAAAUGAGGAGAAUCAAUAGCACAGAUGCUGGGUCUGCUGCUGCUGCUCUAUGCAGAGUGAACAACUCGCUGAUCAAUAUGCUGGUGCUUAAGGGGGCAUUGGAGAAGUCCUGAAAUGGCUGUACUGCCUACCAUCCAUUGUGUUGAUGUGACUUCUCUGGAAGCCAUGGGAUUCAGGAAAUGCAGAAAGCCCAUUCUGCAUUGGGCUGAACAGACUUCUCCUGUCCAACCAGUCAAAAAGGGCAAUGGAGCUUAUUUCUUGAAGUGCAUGCUUUGAUAUGGUUGAAUUUCAUCUCAGACCAGAGGUGUAUGGCGCCAGCAUAUUACAGUUCAUGGCUAGUUCUGUUGAAUUUCUACCUCAUCAUGUCUUCUUGUGCAUGAGUGGAUAUGUUUAAACAUUACAUCACACAGUUACAGAGUGUGGGAUAUGCUCACAUGGUUUACACGCUUGGCACGUUAAGGGAGCUGGUCCAUAUAUGCAUGCAGUGAUAUCCACACCA